AACAUUAAAAACCUUCCAUCGGAUUACAUGGUGUUGUUGCUGUGUGAGCAGCUUCUAGCGUCAAGGGUGGACGUGAUAUUUCAAACAUCAGAUCACUGCGUUUAUGUAUUGGGUGCCCGGAAAUUUUUCCAAAUAAACACAGCUUGAUUCAACUUGGGUGGGCAGACUUAUCAACAGACUAAUUCUAUAAACAAAUGAAGCAACAACCGAGCACACCAUUGGCUGGUACCGAGGAGACACGUGGAGAACGCUAGGAUUUUUGCAAUGAAUUUGUAAUUAAUGUGGGUGGGCUGAGAAUACAACGAAUGUUUAUCAUAGACAAUUUAUUUUCCAGUGCUAAGUCAACAUAAAAUAGCAAACUUUCAACAAUUAUUUAACAUUUUAAAGCUCAUGAGGCAGGGACACAGCGGGAGCAAGCUUGAAAGGCAGUGUGCACAAUCAGAGCUCUGGCUUGUUCCUGUGUUUUGUGCUGGACUUCUGUGUUUUGUCUCCUCUUAUUUGAGCUUCAUUUCAAUUGAAAAGGUGGCUUUAACAACCCAGCUAUGAGCCACAUAUACAACAGUUGUGUGCAGCAUCUUGGAGGCCCGCGUUCUGCUUUGAACUUAACCAAUUCUUCUAUGCUAUACGUGUAUGGAGGAGACAGCGGUAUGUUGCCUGCUUUGGGCUUUACAUCAGGUAAUAUGGUGACGAGGCAGGAGCCACCUCAAAAACCACCCUACAGCUACAUCGCUCUCAUCGCCAUGGCAAUCAAGAACGCGUCAGACCAAAAGGUUACCCUCAACGGCAUUUAUCAGUUUAUCAUGGAACGCUUUCCUUUUUACCAUGACAACAAGCAAGGCUGGCAAAACUCAAUUCGGCACAACCUCUCUCUCAAUGAUUGUUUCAUUAAGGUACCCAGAGACAAGGGCCGCCCGGGCAAAGGGAGUUACUGGACUCUCGACCCAAAAUGCCUGGAUAUGUUUGAAAAUGGGAACUACAGGCGUAGAAAACGAAAACCCAAAGCUCGAGGUUCUCUAGAUCUCAAGGUUGCCAAAAGGAGCAAAGUGAUAGACGGGGAGGCAUCUGGCCCUGGUUCUAAACUUGGACAUGACCGUGAAAUCACAGCAGGAGACCCGUUAUUUGCUCUUCCAGCAGUGACAAUCGGCACCUUGAGCACCAUUGAGGGACAGCUCCAGAAACCACACACCGACUCCAAAUGCCUGAGGAUUUUGUCAAAUGGGGACCGCGCUAUAAAUAGACUUUUUCAUUGUGCCAAGAUGCAGUACCCUUACGCGUCUUCAGCUGACUCGAAUUCUAAGCCUGUAAAGCAGGAUAAUACCCUGUCAAAAACUUCACCAUCCCCCACUGUUACAAUUUCAGUGCCACUAUUUCAAUCAAAGGAAAGCGUUUCAACCAAAGAGGAGAAGCCAACAAGUCUCUCCAACAAGGACGAUUCUAUAAAUAACUUGGCAACCGUGGACAGGACGUGCAGAGGGGCGGAUGAAAUUGCACAGACAUCUGGGACCCAGCAGACGCCUAACCCUCCUUCACGCUCGCCCAUUCAAAUGGCUACUGCAGGGCAAACCAGUCAGAAAGAAAGGCCAGCAGUACCGACCAAAAGCACCGAUAGACCAACAGGCUUUAGUAUAGAUAGUAUUCUGUCCAACAAAAGUAUUACUAAAGCCAAUGUUCAUGUAUCAGCUAUAGAUUUAGACAGCCUACGUAGCAAAUAUGUUGGUGAUCGCACUGGAGGUACAUCAGGUUUCACGAAUACCGCGUUAAUGUUUAAUGCACAACAAGUACCUGGUCGUUUUUAUCACAUUGGGUUUCCGUUGUAUCCUUACUUGCCUUUAACUUGCUCAGAACGAUUAUUCAACUAUCACUAGACACACAUCUCUGGGA
This is a messenger RNA of Polyodon spathula (Mississippi paddlefish), 1881 nucleotides long. RefSeq names its product forkhead box protein C1-like. The transcript has a single exon. NCBI's taxonomy places the organism in Eukaryota, Metazoa, Chordata, Actinopteri, Acipenseriformes, Polyodontidae. Gene Ontology annotation, molecular function: DNA-binding transcription factor activity, RNA polymerase II-specific; RNA polymerase II cis-regulatory region sequence-specific DNA binding. The record is from RefSeq and is a predicted model, not a curated record. The coding region runs from base 543 to 1865 and encodes 440 amino acids. Gene Ontology annotation, biological process: regulation of transcription by RNA polymerase II; anatomical structure morphogenesis; cell differentiation.